Molecule: messenger RNA, 1647 nt
Organism: Plasmodium inui San Antonio 1
Lineage: Eukaryota; Apicomplexa; Aconoidasida; Haemosporida; Plasmodiidae
Exons: 1
Coding region: 1-1647 (548 amino acids)
Source: RefSeq, a predicted model, not a curated record
AUGGAAAGAGAAAAACCGGACGAAGAUGAGGAAAUUACAGUAGGAAAAAAUAUCAUCCACAACAAUUUCGACAACGCCGAUUUUCUGCGAAACUUUCACUUCCUGCUUCAACAUAGUUGCCCCUUCUACCAGCUCCAUGGACUCCAUUGGUCGUGUGGAGUGAAGAGCGCCCUGGGGGUAGGAAGAAGUUCAUAUGAGGGAAGCACAUUUGAGGGAGGAACCAUCGAAAGAAGUGCAGAUGAAAGAAGCACUGGGCCAAGUGGAACCGGCCGAACGCAGAUAGGCCGGAGAAAAAGCCAAGCGACGAAGAAGCUCAUUAUCCAUUUGGUGCCCUCCAGCAAAUCCGAUCUUUACAAUUUCUUGAAGAAGAAAAAGGAGCAAGUACUGAACAUCUAUGGAAAAGACGAAACUUACAAAUAUGAAAGUCACAUAAGUUUGACUGGGUACUUCUCAUGUGAAAAUGUCGUCAUUUUUACGAAGAGUCUGUACGUUUAUUUGUUUUAUUAUGUGAAGCUUUACCACUUAUCUAGGAAACAGUCCAUGCAGGAUUUGUUCUUUAGCAUUCCGUGUCGGGUCGGAGCGUCAACCUGCGAUGGUCGGCGCAGUAGCAAGCAGUGCGGGAGCCGGGAGGAGCAACAGGAGCGGGACAGGGAGAAGCAGCUGGAUUCGCAACCUAAUUCGAAGUCUGUUCCGCCGCCCGUUUCGAAGCUGCAACCUGUGAAAUGCAACAUCAAGGAGAAGCACAUCCUGACGACGGACGACGGAUACGUGAUUAUCCCCAUAAAGUGUGAGUGGUUAAAAAGGAUGUUCGAGAACUUCCGAUUUUUAAUUAAAAAUGAUAGCUUCACCUUGUGCAGGAAGCACAGCCAAGGUGGAAAGGAGAAAUCCUCCAAAAAAAACUUGCGAAAACGUUUGGCGGUAAAGAAAAAGAAUAGCCACUUCCUUUGUGCAGAGGAUAGGAAGCACAGGACCGAAGAGGAACCGUCCGAGGAGGCACCAUUGACGAUACAUUGUCAGGGGGACAACGCUACAGGGGGGAGAAGUCCUCUUGUGGGGGAGGAAUGUCAAAAUAUGAACAACACUCCUCUAGCCCAACAUAACGGCGAUGAAUCAGUCCUGCAUUCGUGUGUAAGAGGGACCACAGGACGGUCCAGUGUGAGCAGUGUUAGUACCUGCGCCAGCAGCGGCGACUUGGGGCUGUAUAGCGAGGUCGCGCAAGUGGGUGAUAACUCUCCUGCGAUGAACCCCCUGGUUUGUGAAAGGGCGGACGCAGCAUCCAAUAGUAGAAUCAGCGGAAGAAUUCGAAGCCAUCGAAACAGUCGAAGUAGUCGGAACAGUGGUGGCAAUAAGAUCAAGUACCGGUACAACAACGCCAAGGUACGCUUACUCGAAUUUCGCAUAAAGAACUGCAACCAUAUUUCCCUCGCCUCCAACCGAAACGACCAAUGUGUGCAAAACGAGAUUGCCCACAUGUACAGAGACAUGAAAUACUACUUCUCCAACUGCACGUGGGACAUGGUGAUGUUCGAGUGCGUAGACGGGGGAGGCGGCACGGAGAUCGGAAAUGGGAACGCAACUGAAUGUUCUCAAGGUGGCAACCCCCUCUUGAAUGAAAUUUUCCGGUUCACCAAUUUUGCCAUCUCGUGA